AUGGACCCCACAAAAGCACCAGAUUUCGAACCUCCAUCGGCAAAUAACACGCCUAACCCCCCGCUAGCACCACAGUCUACGAUUCCCAAAAGCGGACCCAUCAUGCCCUACGUGCUGGCAGACUACAACGCUUCGAUAGACGCUCCAAUCCACCCUCGCACUUACAAAAAACACUCCAAAGUCGGCCGCAGGGUCUCCACGGCGCACCACAGCUCGAUUCCUCUCAAACAACCAGAACUGCAACCGGCAUCGCACGAAACGUCCGAGGAAGAAGAACCCAGCCAUAAUAACGACACAGACGACCACUACGACCAUGAAAAUGACAAUUACAAUUACAAUUACGACGACAACGACAACGAUAGUGUGAACACCAGAGCGGAACGUCCAACGCCCAGUCCCGCAACCAGCCAGAUCUUCAUCCACGACCGUCAAAGUAGCCGUGCCGACCUGGCACGCCAAUUCACGCACCAGAUGAACCUGAUGCACAGCCACCAGGACGACGACGUCGACGACCGCAUCGGGUCCCGGAUCCACAAAUACCAAAUCGCCGAUCUCGAAGAAGUGCCCCACGGGAUCGUCCGUCAAGCUGCCACUCUCGAACAGUACAGCUUCCCCGCGCAUCGUCUGCAAAAGGAACUCAAAAACUCAAACAAGCUGCCCUUGAUCGUCGUGGCGUGUGGUUCAUUCUCCCCAAUCACAUACCUGCAUUUGCGAAUGUUCGAAAUGGCCCUCGACGCCAUUUCCGAGCAAACUCGGUUCGAAGUCGUCGGAGGCUAUUACUCGCCCGUAAGUGACAACUACCAAAAACCCGGUUUGGCCCCUGCUCGUCACAGAGUCCGGAUGUGCGAACUAGCGUGUGAACGUACCUCGUCGUGGCUCAUGGUCGACGCCUGGGAAUCGCUCCAGCCGUCUUACACACGGACCGCUAAAGUUUUGGACCAUUUCAACGAUGAAAUCAAUGUCAAGAGAGGCGGCAUUGCCACCGCUUCGGGCGCUCGUGUCGGUGUCAAAAUCAUGCUUCUAGCCGGCGGAGACCUCAUAGAGAGUAUGGGAGAGCCAAACGUCUGGGCAGACUCGGACUUGCACCACAUUUUGGGUAACUACGGGUGUCUCAUCGUUGAAAGAACCGGUUCUGAUGUGAGAUCGUUCCUUCUGUCCCACGAUAUCAUGUACGAGCAUCGGAGAAAUGUGCUGGUUAUCAAACAACUUAUUUACAAUGACAUUUCAUCUACUAAAGUGCGUUUGUUUAUUCGCAGAGGUAUGUCCGUUCAAUACCUUUUGCCCAAUAGUGUUAUCCGCUAUAUUCAAGAACACGGCCUGUACGUGAACCAGACAGAGCCCGUGAAACAGGUUAUGGGUAAUAAAGAAUAG
Lachancea meyersii CBS 8951 is the source of this 1371-nucleotide messenger RNA. The record is from the annotation of a GenBank genome assembly. NCBI's taxonomy places the organism in Eukaryota, Fungi, Ascomycota, Saccharomycetes, Saccharomycetales, Saccharomycetaceae.